Messenger RNA from Strongylocentrotus purpuratus (purple sea urchin), 1982 nucleotides. RefSeq names its product U6 snRNA-associated Sm-like protein LSm5 (gene lsm5). The transcript is spliced from 5 exons. Gene Ontology annotation, molecular function: RNA binding. Gene Ontology annotation, biological process: mRNA splicing, via spliceosome. Gene Ontology annotation, cellular component: U6 snRNP; Lsm1-7-Pat1 complex; U4/U6 x U5 tri-snRNP complex. Bases 112 to 378 code for a protein of 88 amino acids. Lineage: Eukaryota; Metazoa; Echinodermata; Echinoidea; Camarodonta; Strongylocentrotidae. The record is from RefSeq and is a predicted model, not a curated record.
AACGACUAGUAUCAAGGCCGUGUGCGUACACCGUUAUUUUCAAUAUCCCUCGACAGAAAAUACACCGAAACCACUAUUUUUUCUUGUUUUCAUGGUUUUAGUUAGGACAGGAUGACUACUUCUAACCCAUCACACCUUUUACCACUUGAGCUUGUCGACAAGUGCAUCGGCUCCAGAAUACACAUUGUUAUGAAGACAGAUAAGGAGAUUGUUGGAACUCUUCUGGGCUUUGAUGACUUUGUCAACAUGGUACUUGAAGACGUCGUAGAGUUUGAAACCACAGCAGAGGGUAGGAGAGUCACCAAGCUAGAUCAGAUUCUCUUGAAUGGGAACAAUAUCACCAUGCUUAUCCCAGGAAGUGAAGGUCCAGAAGUUUGAUUUGAGGCUCUAUAUUGGAUACAUGAUACUAUCCGAAACGUUUUACAAGCUAUUACUAUGACAAACAUGGUUUUCAUCAAGUCUAGUCAUCAUGACCUCUCUGUUGAAGGGACAACUUGUGGAGAUGCACUGAAAGGGAAAGUCAGCUGUCAAACAAUGAGGAACUACAUAAACACUCCAAUCUUCAGCAAUUUGCUGCAAGAUUUAUUUUGUAUUUCAACUUUUCAUGUAGAUUGUUAAUUUAUUUUACUGUAUUAUUCCUAGUCUUGGUUUUGCUUCGAUUCAAAUUUGUACAUGUUAAUUUAAUACAGCUGUAUUUCCCACAUUUUUGCUAGAGCAUAGCAACAGUGAGAUGUCCCCCAUUUUGUUUGACUUGAAGAACUAGGAAUGACAAUAAGUCAAUACUUUCUCAUUUUCUCAUUUUCUAUUUAUAUGCAUUAAAAUUUUGCAAAGUGGCCUUUUCCUUUGUAGUAGUGUGAAUAUUAUCAAAAGAAAAUUAUUGUUUGGCUGGAGUUGCCCUUUAAAAGAUCACACAAGUCAUCUCCAUUUACUCGCCCAACCCUGCAAUAUUUUGGGGUUCAACGUCAUAAAGAACAAAUUGAAUCAUAUCAACUUCUGUAACUUACAGUUUGAAUAAAUGGUUCCUUGUUUACACUUAUAAUUUGACUAGCGUGAUGGUACAAACUGGAGAGGGGGUGAUUUCUGUAUUGGUUACUUUAUUACAGCAUUCCUUUUUAUCAUUUUUUCCAUGUGUCGAUUGCAAAGAUGUAUUUUUGCAUUUUAAAAAAGUCAUUUGUUACCUAUCAUGUUGAGAGUUAAAGUGAAAAAGAAUGUCCCUUUGAAAUAAUCGUUUUACUUCAGUUACCCAUCUCCUAUGUAGUAUGUUUGAUAUUUAAAAUUUGUGGUAAUUUUAUAUCUUUGAUACUUUCAUGUACAGCCUAACAGCUUAUUCAAAGGGGUCAAGGACAAUUGGGAAAGGCUAUUAUCACAGCAGAUAUACUAAUCAAUCCCCCCCCCAAAAAAAAAAGCAAUGAGAGGCAGUUAUAUUACUUAAGAUUGAAGAGCAUCCAGGAAAGAAAUGAUUCAAUAUCGAGCCAGCAGGGGAGUUUACACCGAGUGCAUAGACUAGUCAACCCCAAAUCUGUGGUAUAUGAUUUAAAGUGUAUUUAAAGUUGCAGUACUUGUAUCUCUUCACAGAGGUAACAUUCAAAGCUAAUAUUUUGAAUGUAUGAUACAAGCAUAGGAACAAAAACAUAAAGAACUUAAUAUUUUGAAGGGAUUUUUCCUCUUUUUAAUAUCAUUGUCUUGUUCAGGUUGACAUACAUGUACCUUCCAUACCAAACUGUUCAACCAGAACCUUUCCAAUUUUCAUGAAGGGUGGGGAAACAUGACAGUUUCAUGUCAUGAAAUGAUUUAAUGACUGUGAGUUUUCACAAUAUGUAAAUGCUUCAUGCUGUGAAAUAGCCUUUGUUGAAAAUUGGGAACGAUUCUGUUUUUACAGUUUUGUUAUCAAUCAUGCAUUGCAGAUAAUGGACAUUUGUACAUAUUGCAUCUGGACUUGUGACUGCAGCAAUUUUUUUAAUAAAGAUGAUGUAAAUGAAUAA